Notolabrus celidotus (New Zealand spotty) is the source of this 4492-nucleotide messenger RNA. It is a transcript of the gene stx2b, whose product is annotated as syntaxin 2b. Gene Ontology annotation, biological process: intracellular protein transport; synaptic vesicle fusion to presynaptic active zone membrane; exocytosis. The coding region runs from base 582 to 1487 and encodes 301 amino acids. Gene Ontology annotation, molecular function: SNAP receptor activity; SNARE binding. The transcript is spliced from 11 exons. Gene Ontology annotation, cellular component: endomembrane system; SNARE complex; synaptic vesicle. The record is from RefSeq and is a predicted model, not a curated record. Lineage: Eukaryota; Metazoa; Chordata; Actinopteri; Labriformes; Labridae.
ACAUUCUCUAGUGUUUUCACUAAUAAACCACAGUGGACUCAUGUGUCCUCUGUAGUUAUAUUUUAAUGGAGUUGAUAUAAUAUUUCCUUUCCCCUCCCUUCUGUUAUUCCCACCCUUCCAGAAAUAUAAUAGGAUUACCUUAAUUCAGUUUGUUUAUCAUGAUGGACCGAUCUAAUUUGAUUGAGGGUGGACUACUUUCUUCCCUCCUGAGGGUGAGAGAAAUACGUGUGGAGGGAAGGCUAGAGAGAGAGGGGGGGAGGAAAAGGCGUAUCCCGGGGAAAGAGAUAUUGUUGAUGUGUAACAGGUCGUUUGCGCUCGUACCGUGAGAAAUAUCGACUCAGAGAACACACGAUAUAGACUUGCAGUUUUGGGAAAAUUUUUGGUUUCAUAGCUGUAUCUUAGAUUCAGUUUUGAUACGAGUUAAAACUUUUAGAGUCGCUGUCUUCCAGUAUCUGUCGUUAGAGUUACCAGUAGUAGGCCUAGGUGUGUAUCCCAGAUAUCCUGCACUGCAAGGGGGCUCAAUGUUUCUCUACACACGGACACUUCCAGGAUGACCAGGAGGAUGUUUUAGUAUAAUAUCUAUGAAGGAAGAGCCCAUCGGUGGGAUGAAGGAUCGACUGGCUGAGUUAACUGUUAGUAGGACACAAGCAGAGGAGGAUGUUGCAGUGGCUGUGGACAGAGAUGGCUUUAUGGAGAGCUUUUUCAGAAAGGUGGAAGAGGUUCGAGGACUCAUGGAUAAGAUCUCCUACCAAGUGGAAGAGGUGAGGAAGAUGCACAGCAUGAUCCUGUCUGCACCCAACCCAGAUGACAGAACAAAGGAUCAAUUGCUUUCACUGACAAAUGAUAUUAAAGGGAACGCCAACGUGGUGCGGACCAAACUUAAAUCCAUGGAGCAAAGUAUGCCCAAAGAUGAUGCAACCAACAGAUCCUCUGUGGACUUAAGGAUUCAGAAAACACAGCACACAGUGCUGUCCAGGAAGUUUGUGGAGGUCAUGACCCAGUACAAUGAGACGCAAGUGUCCUUUCGGGAAAGAAGCAAAGGAAGGAUCCAGAGACAGCUGGAGAUAACGGGACGAGUGACCACCAAUGAAGAGCUAGAGGACAUGUUGGAAAGUGGAAAUCCAUCCAUCUUCACCUCGGAUAUAAUUUCUGAUUCCCAGAUCACUCGUCAGGCCCUGAAUGAGAUCGAGUCUCGACAUCAGGACAUUAUCCGUCUGGAGACUAGCAUCAGAGAGCUCCAUGCUAUGUUCAUGGACAUGGCAAUGCUGGUAGAAACUCAGGGUGAAAUGGUUGACAACAUUGAGAAUAAUGUCUCCAAUGCAGCUGAAUACAUUUGUAGUGCAAAGGAAGAGACCAAAAAGGCAUUGAGAUACCAGAAGAAAUCCCGGAGGAAAUACAUUAUCCUUGCCUUUGCUCUGUUGAUCCUGCUUGCUGUCAUUGCACUAAUUGUUGGCCUGUCUGUUGGACUAACCAAACCCCCUGUCUGAGAACUACUGAGAAACUUCUCCGCCUUGCCAUGUGUGGAGCUGCAGGUCUCCUCCUUUUACUCAUCAUAUUAGUAGGGACCUUUGAGUGAUGGAUUUCAUGGUUCACAAACACUCAGCAGCAGUCAGCUCCUGUGGUGAUGGAGCCAAAAACAGCUUUAUUAUAACACAAUAGUAAGUCAUAACAAGUCAUUCACUGUCCAACAGCAUUACGGAGAGGAUCUCACAAAUACUGAUCUGCUUACGGGUAACAUCAUACCUCAUGAUACACUGCUCUGGAGCUAGAGUGAGGCUCUCUUUAGAAGAUGUACCUUUACAUAUGCGGUGACAUAAUACACAGUGAUAGCACAUCAGAUGUAUACACUGGUCGACAGUCUGUAUUGCUGCCAUUCUAACAUGUGAGUUGUGAAAUAAAUUUAAAAUGUGUGUCACUGUUGGACCUUUCUUGCUCUACUGACUUUAAAAGUAUAGUUCAAUGUUUUGGUGAAAAGUUUAUUCAACCUCUUACUCAAAGUAAGAUGAAAAAUUGAAACCACUUUCAUGUCUAUAUGGAAAACAUUAGGGUAGACUAGCAGUCAGUUAGCUUAGCUUUGUUUAGCUUAGCUUAGCAUUAAGACUGGUAACAGAAAUAAUUUGCAUAACUGUGUCCCGAAGUUCCACUAUAAGUUUUACAGGAGGGUUAACAUGCCAAGUUAUUUCAUGGCAAAGCAUAGUGACUUCAUGGAGUCUUGUUUUCAUUCUUAAAGCUGCUGUUGGUAGUCGUAGAGUAAACAACUGUUCAGAGAGAGGGACUUCGAAUGUCAACACUAUCCCUCCCAACCGGACUACCACUUAGCCCCUCAACACAGAUCGGUGUGUGCAGUCAUGAUAGUGCUGGACUCAUAACCAAUCGGAGGACUUUGUAGGGGCCGUCCCUUAACCAAUCAGGACAGAGGAUUGGAGAUUAGCUAUAAUUGGUCCGUCAUAACCAAGGGAGCCGGCUCCUCCCCUGGUGGUGAAGCUUUCAGCAGUGUGUCUGCCCCCUGGUGGAUGGCUGCAGUAUAGGUCAACAAAUCUGUCUCCCCUGUUCCUUUGAAUGGGGGAGCUGUCAAACUUUAAAAAAUAAAUACACGUACGAGUGUUUCUCACAUCCGUAUGCUGUGGUGAUAUGUAGUUAUUAUUUGACUGUUUUGUGUCCAAGGCCUCUUUUUCCUGAAAAGUUUCUUUUUCGUUAGUUAUUAGAGUUUAAAAAAACGGGGUUUUACUUCCGGGUUUCCUUUGAUUCACAGCCACCGUAGAGGGGAACUUCAAAGGACACACAACGUCUUGUGACGUUACGCUGUAGGGCGGAGCUCGUUACAGUGGCUCCACAGGCUCUGGCUGCACAAUGGCAGCGCCCAGGAGCGGGAUUUUUUGCCUUCAGAACCGUACAACGGGAACAGGCGGAGCAACGCUGUCCAUUUUUAUUUACAGUCUAUGGUCCAAACGGGAAAGAGGGGACCUUGUUAAACACAGAGAUUUCGCAAUAGUCUCAAAUUACUCCACUUACCGAUGAGUAACGAUGGGCAUUAUGACCUUUUCUCCAAACCCAGCAGAAAAAAAGUAACGUUUUUUACACCAUUCCUACCAUCAGCAGCUUUAAGUAACCAGGCAUCAAACAGAAACUCCUGGAGGUAACCCUUCUUGCACACCCUCAGGGAAACCCACAGUCUCAUUUUACACUAAUUUAGUGUACAGAUUAAAUUAACAACAUAUCAAGCUGACCCUAGAAGUGAUGGAAAGCUGGUUUUAUCACCUUGAGACAGAGCCUAGCUAGAAGUUACCAUUUGUUUUCAGUUUUUAAACUAAGCUAAGCUAAUCAGCUGCUUGCUACAGCCUUAUUAAAGAGUUAUCGUCUCGUGAUCCUACCCUUGAUGAGGAAGCUAUUUCGCCAAAAUGUUAAAAUAUUGUUUUAAUAUUCAAAAGAUAUUGUGCAAUUAUUAAUCGAUCUAUAAACUGACUGUAAAUUGUGUUUGGAUGUGCUAGCAUAUGCUCCUAAUGUUAUCUUGUCAUUUUGUUUAUACACUGUUACUCAUGUGAAUUGAAUGUAAAACUGACAUGACUCAGGAGAAUCCAAGAAAGAGAGCUGAUGUACUUAGUCACAAGUUACUUUCAGAUUGAUCAAUUGAAAUCACUUUACAACACAUCUCUAAGUAACUUAUGUGACGUGCCUUCUUUAUAUUUCAUAUUAGACCUUAACUUAUUGAACUGUAUUCAUCACAGUCACCGGUGUGUGAUGACUGAAGAGUUGUGAAAAGUCAUGCAGCCGCAUUGAACUAUUGAACAAUGUUAUUUCAGGAGCACACUUUUCUUUCAUACUUGUAAAUCUUGUUGAUUUCUUUUUCAAGUUAUUUUUUUUUGUACUAAAAGACAAUUAAUUGGCAAUGUCAUUAAAAAAGAAAUAACCCAAAGUCUAUGGGGAUUGUAUUGUUCAUUUCCUUUCAUGAAGAUAAUAAAUUAAAUAUCUCAGUAAAAACUCACUUCAAAUAUUUUAAAUUGGAGACCCCCCAGAAUUUCUCCGACAGAGCUGAAUUGAUAGUCUUUGUUCUUUUAACCCCACACAUUUGGUGUUUUUAGUUUGUUUACAGGAAAACAGAAAAAAGAGGCUGCUGUUAACUUCAGGUCUAAUGAGCACUUUGCACAAAGCGCUUGACUUCUGUGUAAUCAAUCAAACAAGAUUAGUGAAGAGAGGAAGUGAGUCUCCAGAAGGCAACUCCCACUCUGUCUUUGAAUGAGAUCAAAGAAAAUUUAGAGGUGCACUUGGAGAACCAGUGAACAUCCUAAAAAUCUGCUCAUGGGGAUGUCUGAGGUCACUGAACAAGAUAUCUGAGAUUUCAAGUGAAAUUAUAAAGAAAUGUUAGACUUGGACAAAGAAGAUGCUUUUUAAUUAGCGUCCGUCAGGAUAAGCUUAGAGACUUGAAGUUGUGCUCAUUGAGGACUAACUAUGUUUGAAUGAUAUCAAAUAAAACAUGUUGUGUCUUCAGCUGUCA